Molecule: messenger RNA, 1641 nt
Organism: Lucilia sericata (common green bottle fly)
Lineage: Eukaryota; Metazoa; Arthropoda; Insecta; Diptera; Calliphoridae
Product: venom protease-like
Biological process (GO): proteolysis
Molecular function (GO): serine-type endopeptidase activity
Source: RefSeq, a predicted model, not a curated record
ACUAUGCAUGUUUAGGAAUUAUUAUACGAAGUGAGUGCAUGUGAAAUGAAAAAACAAAAUUCUAUAGCGUGACAACACAACCAAGAAUUCCGCAAGCAAUUAACAACAUUUAAACUAAAGAUUUUCUCAAAAAUAAUACAUAAUAACAAACAUAAUAACAAAAUUAUAUAACAAACUCCUAACGUUACAUUUAAACGUGUUUUAAACAUUAACACCACAGAGUUCUUAAAUUUUUAGUUAAGCCAACUAAAAACGUAUUUGCAAAAACCACACAGUUAUUAUUCUUCGUUUUUUUUUUUGUUGUGAACAAAAUGCUCCAUUUACAACAAACUGUUUGUAUUUUAAUUGUUUCCUGUAUUUGUUUAACAACAACAACGCUGGCACUAAAUGAACGUGAUGGAAAUAUUCUUCCUGGUAAAUAUCAUGCUUACAGUCAACAGCAACAGCAUCAUCAUACCAAAAAAUUGCAUGCUAAAGGCCUAGAUUUGCCAACAUCUCAUCAAACCAAAUUGGCAGCAUCAACCCGACAAGAAAAUCCCAUCAAAACUUGGUUUGGUGUCUUUAAUCGCAACAAUUCAAACCACAAUCAAACACUACCAACAUGUUCAUGCAGAUGUGGAGAACGCAAUGAUGAAUCACGUAUUGUAGGUGGCACUACCACGGGCGUUAGUGAAUAUCCCUGGAUGGCACGCUUAAGUUAUUUCAAUCGUUUCUACUGUGGUGGUACUCUCAUCAAUGAUCGUUAUGUUUUGACUGCGGCCCAUUGUGUUAAGGGUUUUAUGUGGUUUAUGAUUAAGGUUACAUUUGGAGAACAUGAUCGUUGUAAUGAUAAGGAAAGACCAGAAACAAGAUUUGUUUUGAGAGCUUUUACACAAAAGUUCAGCUUUUCCAAUUUUGAUAAUGAUAUUGCUUUGUUGCGUUUGAAUGAUCGUGUUCCCAUUACAAGUUUCAUAAGACCCAUUUGUUUGCCCAGAGCGGAGGAGAGAAAUGAAUUGUUUGUGGGCACUAAGGGUAUUGCCACCGGCUGGGGUACUUUGAAAGAGGAUGGCAAACCUUCUUGCCUAUUACAAGAAGUGGAAGUGCCCGUGUUGGAUAAUGAAACAUGUGUGGCUCAAACAAAUUAUACUCAGAAGAUGAUCACAAAGAAUAUGAUGUGUGCUGGCUAUCCCGGCAAGGGAGAACGUGACAGUUGCCAGGGUGACUCUGGUGGUCCUCUUGUGCGUUUGCGACCUGACGAUAAACGUUAUGAACAAAUUGGUAUUGUGUCUUGGGGUAAUGGUUGUGCUAGACCCAAUUAUCCCGGAGUUUAUACCAGAGUUACGAAAUAUUUGGAUUGGAUAGUAGAGAAUUCAAAAGAUGGCUGCUUUUGCGAUGAGGAUUUUGAAGGAUAAUGGAGAGUAAUAACAUUAAAUAAGUAACUAAAAAUAAGCAGGAAAUUUUAUUAAAGAAAUUUUGAUUUUGCCAACUAGAUUUAAGAAAUAUAAAGGUACCAAAAGGAAAUAUUCUUUCAUGUAUCCUUUCUUAUUAAGCAUUUAAAAUUGGUUACUUAGGGAUUCUUUUAUGAAUUUAAAAAUUUGUAAAUUUUGUCUUUAAGAGUUGGCAGUUUGGAUAAUUUGUAUGUAUAUUUAUUGCCUUAAAUAC